AUGACUGUGAACCUGGACCAGGUGCUGUUCGCACGCGCCGAAUGGCGCAUUCGCUUCCUCGUACCAUGUUGGAUAAUGCAGGUUGGGGUUCUUCUCAGCCUGGUUGGACUAUUUGCCUACCGACUCUCCGUAACCUGUCACACCUACGACGACGAGAUUUCUCAUGGCCGGGAUCCUAUAGUUCAAAUAGUUUGGGAAUCCAUCCAAGUUGGUUUCUCCUUCAUCUCUGUAGCUCUCACGGUAGCGGAACUAUGGAAGGCGAGGUCUGAGGCGCUGACGCCCUUUUUCAUGCUAUGCACACAUCUCAUGAAAUCCACACUGGCCAGCGGAAUGCUGGGCUUAGAUGCUGCCGUCUAUGUGAGAUAUCCGGACCGCCACUACUCCAUAGUUGGCUUGGCUAUGGAUUGCAUCCUUCUUGGCACAACACUUAUAGUGCUCUUCUACGCUUUUUACACAUAUCGUCGCCUCUUAAAGUUCGAAGCCUACGACCUGGCCUACAACAAAUCAGGAGGCUAUAGCUACAGCAACGCCCGUGGGCCGGAAAAACUAGGCUAUACCGUCAAAAUAUGGGGCGGAAAGAAGAACAACACGAGGGAGCCGUCGCCAACACCCGAGGCGUUGAAAUCCAAAAUAGACCAGGCAAUCGGCGCCGAGUUCGGCUGGGGAAGCCGUCCGUCGGGCAGCGUUACGGAGCGUUCCGGCAUAGUUGUUGCGGCCGGAUCGGUUCAGAGCGGCGUGCCCACCCGACCGGCAGAGUUGCACAGGGCCCAAAGCUGGGUCACCGAGACUGGAGCGGUGGGCCCGAAUACGUCCGAAGAUCAUCACAUUGACGCGAACGAACAAAGGAAAACCGAGGACGAUUACCAUGAUUAUUAUGAACUGGCCAAUGCGCGCAGUCUAAGCAUUCCGACACUGGUGGUGACUCCCGAGGGCGAAGAGGGAGAUAGUGAAGCGUUGCUGACGGGACGGUGGGGAAACGCUGGGGGAAGUAGAUAA
Messenger RNA from Sordaria macrospora k-hell, 996 nucleotides. RefSeq lists its product as uncharacterized. The record is from RefSeq and is a predicted model, not a curated record. NCBI's taxonomy places the organism in Eukaryota, Fungi, Ascomycota, Sordariomycetes, Sordariales, Sordariaceae.